CGGCGGAAGGGGCAGAUAUUUUUCGGUUCUGUGACGGCUUUCCGAGUUUGGUGGAUUGUGUCGAGAGAGUCAGAGAGGGACACCAAAGCCGGCUACGGCCAGUCCCCAGUCAGCCUAGCUUCGCUCGCUGUUCGUUCGUCCUGAUAGCUUGAAACCGCCAUGGCCAUGGGGCUCCCCGGCCACCGCUGCUGCCGCCUUCCCGCUCUCGGGUCGGUCACUCCACUCUGUCCCGCCCUCGCUCGCAGGCCCCUCCCGCGGACCUCGGAUCUCCGCUACUCCUCCCUCGAAGCCCAAGGAUCUAGAAGACGAAGGGUUCCGGAGACCUGCUCUCCUGAUCGCAGAUGCACCUCUGCGGUCGGGACGAAGGGAACUAAAAGACGGCUCAGCUAUGAAGAGAGGCGAAAGCGAACUGGGAUCUGGGAUGAAUUGGAGGCUGGCUGCCGGGCUCCUUUUAUAGGGCCGAGUCCGCGACCCCGUGCUUAUCCACCCACGAAAAUCUCGCAAUCAGUUGAGAUUUUGUAGCGAUCGGUUAGGAUAAGCGUAACAGCCAAGAAACCAAAAAAUCAAACGGCAAAAGGUAGUCGCGCCCCCGCAAGGCGAGGGGCCGGAUUUCGGCGGACCAUUCACGCGCAUGUCGUGCGCCCGCGCCCUUCGCCCCGCCCCGCCCCGGCCAGGCCAGGCCAGGCCAGGCGAGGCGAGGCGAGGCGAGCGAGCGCGCGCGCGCGUGUGGCUCUCCACACUCUCUCCUCUCAUCCAUGACUUGGUGAGUGAGUGUGGCUUCCAUAUUUAAGUUAGCUCUACUCCACAAGAGCUAGCAAUAUGGUGCUAUUGGUUCCACCUAUCCCUUUGCCAUCCACUUAUAUGGGCUUUUGAGAUUUUCCUGGGAUUUAUUUGAAUAACUUAAUUGGGCCAAGCCCAUAAAUCCUAACAAUCCCCCACCAGAUCUCAAAUGCCCAUCUGCAGUUUUCGCCACUGUUCACUACUGUUUAAUAUACUAGUUUUUCAGCAGAGACUGUUAAGUUGAACUUCCGCCUAGAACUCCAAGUUACACCAACCCACAACUUGGACAAUGGACUAUGCCUUGAAUUGCAAGUUUUGCGUGAAUGGGUUUCACUUGAAGUCAUGACCAGUACUUGGCUACCAGUAGUCCCCUUCUCGGGUGGAGCAUAUACGUCGUACUCCAAGGUCUCUUCAUGAGUUUACUAGAGAUCACCCAAAUCUCAUAGACUGCGACGUUAGACAGUCUAACUCAUAUAGGUGUGUUUUUUCAAAGAAUGUUCUGCAGGACAACAUCUUCGCUAAUACAAGCCAACAGAACACAUUAAGGCACAAAGCCAACCUGCCUUACAGCAUUUGAGAGUAUUGCAUCUUUACUUAGAGAGGGUCAAAAGUUACUCUCCUCAGUUCACCAAUGGCUUGUUCUUCCCAGGACCUAAUUCACGGGAUCUCCGAUCACAUAGACUGGGUUUCCACCAUGGCAACUUUAUUCGGGUCUCAUACCCAUCUCUCUCGAUGCGAUUUCUAUCACAUUACGUGGUAGUCCCUUGGUAAAAGGAUCUGCCAGAUUUUUAUCUGUUGAAAUAUAAGUCACACUUAUAACUCCGGAGUUUCUCAACUUUCUGACAGACUUCAAUCGUCUUUUGACAUGUCUUGAUGACUUUCCAUUAUCCUUAGAACUCGUCACUUUAGCAAUCACUGUCUGAUUGUCACAGUUCAUAAGGAUAGCUGGUAUUGGUUUCUCAACCACCGGCAAGUCCAUCAAGAGUUCACGCAACCAUUCUGCCUCAACGGUUGCUGUGUCAAGUGCAGCUAGCUCGGCUUCCAUGGUUGACCUCGUCAAAAUGGUCUGCUUGCAUGACCUCCAUGAUACCGCACCUCCACCAAUAGUAAAGACAUAACCACUGGUGGCAUAAAGCUCGUCUGCAUCAGAUAUCCAGUUUGAAUCACUAUAUCCUUCAAGUACUGCAUGCUGACCAGAAUAGUGAAUUCCAUAACUCAUUGUACCUUGCAGGUAGCGCAUAACCCGCCCAAGUGCAUGCCAAUGAUCAGUCCCGGGGUUUGACAUGAACCUACUCAAUUUGCUCACAGCAAACGAGAUAUCGGGCCUUGUUGCACCAGCAAGAUACAUGAGUGAACCGACAAUCUGAGAGUAUCUCAAUUGGUCUAAACCAAUUCUCUUGUUCUUUCGCAGUGUCACACUGGGAUCAUAAGGUGUUGGAGAAGGUUUGCACUCAGAGAAGCCAAAUCGCUUCAAAACCUUUUCAACAUAGUGAGAUUGCGAGAGAGUAAUCCCACCAUCUGCCUUAAUCAGCUUGAUGUUUAGAAUCACAUCAGCUUCUCCCAGAUCUUUCAUAUCAAAACUCUUUGAUAGAAAAGACUUGACUUCAUUGAUCACAUCAAUGUUUGUGCCAAAUAUCAAUAUAUCAUCAACAUAUAAGCACAAUAUAACUCCUUCGCCCCCACCACAGCGAUAAUAUACACACCUGUCUGCCUCAUUAAUGGCAAAGCCUGCAGACGUUAGAGUAGUGUCAAACUUCUCAUGCCACUGCUUUGGUGCUUGCUUCAGACCAUACAAAGAUUUCAAUAACUUGCACACCUUGCUUUCUUGACCCUUUACUACAAAUCCAUCAGGCUGUUCCAUAUAGAUUUCCUCGUCCAGCUCUCCAUUAAGAAAAGCUGUCUUUACAUCCAUCUGAUGAACAAGGAGACCAUACGAGGCAGCCAAAGAAAGUAGUACUCGAAUAGUGGUCAUUCUAGCAACAGGUGAGUAAGUAUCAAAGAAGUCUUCUCCUUCUUUCUGAGUAUAGCCUUUAGCCACAAGCCUAGCCUUGUACUUUUCAAUUGUACCAUCAGGCUUGAGCUUCUUUUUAAACACCCACUUACAACCCACGGGUUUGCAUCCAUAGGGUCGAUCAGUGACUUCCCACGUACCAUUUGAAAGAAUAGAGUCCAUCUCAUUAUGAACUGCUUCUUUCCAAUUAUCUGCAUCUGGAGAUGCAAAUGCUUCUGCAAUGGUAGUAGGAGUAUCGUCCACAAGGUACACAAUGAAAUCAUUACCAAAGGAUUUUUCAACCCUUUGUCUCUUGCUCCUUUUAGGAGCAUCAUUGUCAUCCUCCUCUAGGACAAUUUCAUGUGGUUGUUCAAAACUCUCAAUAGGUGUAUUAUGUUCAGGAAUUAUCUCAGAAGAGUAUCUAGAAUUGCUAUGAAUGUCUUUCAUUGGAAAUAUAUGCUCAAAGAAAGUAGCAUCACGUGAUUCCAUAAUAGUAUCAACAUACACAUCAGGAACUUCAGAUUUAACUACUAAAAAUCUAUAUGCUAUGCUACACGAAGCAUAUCCAAGAAAGACACAAUCCACUGUCCUUGGACCAAGCUUGCGCUUUUUAUUAAUUGGUACAUUGACUUUCGCCAUGCACCCCCAAGUGCGCAAGUAUGAAAGUGAUGGUUUUCUCCCAACCCACUUCUCAUAAGGGGUUUUCUCUUCUUUGCCCAUAGGAAUUCUAUUCAGAACAUGACAUGAAGUCAGGACUGCCUCCCCCCACCAUGCCUUAGAUAAACCACAAGUGUCUAACAUGGCAUUCACCAGGUCAGUCAACGUACGGUUUUUCCUUUCAGCAAUCCCGUUUGACUCGGGUGAAUAGGGAGGAGUCCUCUCAUGAAUAAUGCCAUGUUCUGCACAGAAAUCAUCAAAGACUUUGGGAAAGAACUCGCCACCACGAUCUGAUCUAAGACGUUUGAUCUUUCUCUCUAGUUGGUUUUCAACCUCAGCCUUAUAGAUUUUAAAGUAGUCUAAAGCCUCAUCUUUAGUUUUUAGCAAGUAUACAUAGCAAAAUCUAGACGCAUCAUCAAUCAAUGUCAUGAAGUAUCUCUUACCACCUUUUGUCAACACACCAUUCAUCUCACAAAGAUCAGAAUGUAUGAGUUCUAGUGGUGCCAGGUGUCUCUCCUCAGCAGCCUUAUGAGGCUUUCGAGGUUGCUUCGACUGCACACAACUAUGGCACUUAGAACCUUUGACUAUGGUGAUAUUCGGAAUUAAACUCAUGGUUGCAAGCCGAGACAUAGAGCCAAAAUUAAUAUGACACAAACGAGAAUGCCAAAUACUCGCAAGAUCAUCAACAUUAGCACAAAUAUGGUUCACAGACUUAUUAUUGAAAUCUAACAAAGAAAAGCGGAACAAGCCUCCGCAAUCAUAGCCUUUACCAAUAAAUUGUCCAGACUUGGACACAACUAAUUUAUUGGACUCUAAAACUACCUUGAACCCAUCUCUACAUAGAAGGGUUCCGCUAACGAGAUUCUUGUGUAUAGAAGGGACAUGAUGCACGUUCUUCAGCUGCACGAUCUUUCCCGAAGUAAACUUCAGAUCCACCGUGCCAGUGCCAUGAACAGAAGCAUGUGACCCAUUCCCCAUUAGCACGGAAGAAUCCCGGGCGCCCUGAUAAGAAGAGAACAAGUUGAUGUCAGAACACACAUGAACAUUAGCACCAGUAUCAAGCCACCAGCUAGGUGAUUGAAAUACUGAGAAGAUGAAAGGUAAAUUACCAUACCCUUUGUCUUCCUCAUUGCUAGCGACCACUGUGUUGACAUUGCCCUUUUUGCCACGGCGAUCCGCUCGAUCGGGACAAUCCUUGGCAAAAUGACCCGCCUCGCCACAUGCGAAACAUGUCAAUUCAGCCUUGUUCUUCUUCUUCUUGAAGUUGGUAGUUUUGUUGGGCUUGUUAGAUUUUGGCUUUCCUUUGCCCUUGUUGUGGUUCUUCUGAACCAUGUUGGCGCUGGAGUGGCCCUCGCCUCCUUUAGAUCCCGUGUCCUUAGCCCGAGCUUUCUCCUCAACAUCCAGAGACGCUAUCAGAUUUUCAACUGAUAUCUCCUGUCUCUUAUGUUUCAGAGCUGUGGCGAAGUUCCUCCAUGUAGAAGGCAACUUUGCAAUAAUGCAUCCGGCCACAAAUCGGUCAGGAAGGACUAUCUUAAGGUGGUCGAGCUCCUUGGCUAUACACUGUAUUUCAUGAGCUUGCUCUACAAUAGAGCGAUUAUCAACCAUCUUAUAAUCAUGAAAGCUCUCCAUGAUAUACAGGUCACUGCCAGCAUCUGAUGCACCAUACUUAGUAGUAAGUGCAUCCCACAACUGUUUCCCGUCUGUGUACUGCAUAUUCGCAUCAACGAGACGGUCAACAAGGGCGCUAAGAACGGCUCCCGUGAACAUAGUAUUGGCAUGGUCGUACUCUUUCUCCUGUUCAGGAGUCAGUGGACCCUCAGGUCUGCCUUUACUAACAUGGAAGACAUUCAUAGCAGUAAGCCAGAGCGUGGCCUUGACUUGCCAUCUCUUAAAGUGCAUACCAUUAAACUUUUCUGGCUUCAGCGCGUCGGCAAAAGCAGCCAUAGAAAAACUAGGAAAUUGUCUACAAUAAGGUUUUUGGAUUGUUGAACAAUUAGACAAAUUCCAAAUUAAAUUCCGAAUAUAAAUCAUGACCAAAUCAGAAGAACUGAAAUAAAAGCCAAAUCAGAUGAUGCGUACUGAUUAGACUUACUGAUUGUUGGCGCGCGCCAGGAUCAGCUGGGUCGACGAGGUCAGCAGAUCACGAGCAGUCGCGUGAAGACGCUUCCCAAAAACCUUAUUCGCCCUCUCCCGGUGCAGGAUCUAGAAGACGAAGGGUUCCGGAGACCUGCUCUCCUGAUCGCAGAUGCACCUCUGCGGUCGGGACGAAGGGAACUAAAAGGCGGCUCAGCUAUGAAGAGAGGCGAAAGCGAACUGGGAUCUGGGAUGAAUUGGAGGCUGGCUGCCGGGCUCCUUUUAUAGGGCCGAGUCCGCGACCCCGUGCUUAUCCACCCACGAAAAUCUCGCAAUCAGUUGAGAUUUUGUAGCGAUCGGUUAGGAUAAGCGUAACAGCCAAGAAACCAAAAAAUCAAACGGCAAAAGGUAGCCGCGCCCCCGCAAGGCGAGGGGCCGGAUUUCGGCGGACCAUUCACGCGCAUGUCGUGCGCCCGCGCCCUUCGCCCCGCCCCGCCCCGCCCAGGCCAGGCCAGGCCAGGCCAGGCCAGGCCAGGCGAGGCGAGGCGAGCGAGCGCGCGCGCGUGUGGCUCUCCACACUCUCUCCUCUCAUCCAUGACUUGGUGAGUGAGUGUGGCUUCCAUAUUUAAGUUAGCUCUACUCCACAAGAGCUAGCAAUAUGGUGCUAUUGGUUCCACCUAUCCCUUUGCCAUCCACUUAUAUGGGCUUUUGAGAUUUUCCUGGGAUUUAUUUGAAUAACUUAAUUGGGCCAAGCCCAUAAAUCCUAACACUAACAGCUGGGGACACUAUUGGGGAGGAGGUCCUGCGCAUGUUCCUUGAGGAGAGGCAACUGCACGGCGAUUUCGUCACCAAGAUCUCUGACAUGGUCUGGAGGAGGAAUGGCGGCAAUGUUGAUGCGGUUGAGGCGACCACAGACCAAGGCAAUGCUGUAGAUGUUGCUCAGCCUGAAGACGUGCGGGAAGAUGUUGUGGACGACGGAAUGUUGAGACUAGCGGCAACCAGAGGUUGGGUGCCCGGUGACAGCAGCCCUCCUUUGAGCAAGAGGCUUUCAGCUAAGGAUUGGCAGAAUGAGAGAGACAAAAGGAAGGAGCUGAAUCUUUUGAAAUAUGAAGCACUCAAGGAUGAAUUGCUGCUCUUGACCACAGGGAUUGGAGCAGCAUGUAGUUUAUACUGUCUCCUGGUUUUCUCUCUCGAGACUGCUGUCAGUUAUGCUUUGGGGGUUGGUUUCAGCUGCUUGUAUCUUCAACUUCUGUGUCAACAUGCUGAUAACCUAUCAAAGCAAGAUAUUCCACAAGUUUUUCUAAAGAAGAAAGUGAAGAAAAUUGGCAUUACAAGUGAAGAUUUGAAGAAUACAAUAGAGAAGACAUUGGGUGGUGGAAGAGUAGCUCUUUCAUCCCCAAGGCUUGUGAUUCCUGCCGUGAUUUUUGGAUUGUCAGCUUUAUCAGACCACUUCAAAAAUAGUUUUUUCAGUUUUGAGGUUCUUCCAGGGAUGAUGGGUUUCCUCGCAUACAAGGCUGCAGCUUUGGUUCAGGUCUACAGAGAUAACGAGGAUCUCCGCUUGAUACUUCCUGAGGAAGAGGAUGCUGACAGUGAAAGCACUUGAUGCAUACAAAUUAGAGAUUAUGUUAACCUGUUGAUAAAAACAGAACGGUCUGAUUUACUGAGUCAUGCUUCAGUUCUGAAAAAAAAUCUCUUAAGGAUAUCCUAAAAUUCGUUUGCUUGAACAGCCUAGUGCCAGGAGUCCAGGACAGCUCACUACUAUUAAAAUGAGAUGUAAAAUUACCUGAUAAUGUCAUAAUUUUUCACAAACCAAACAACUUCAACUCGUCAUAGCAAGGCUUCUGAUUGUUAACCCAGACAAGAGAGUUUUUUUUUACUAUUAUGAUACUCAUAAGAAGUGGCUUCUCUACAAUAGUAUCAAUAGAUUGGAAUUCUCUAUAAUGAUAUUUGUAAGCGAGGAACUUCUCCAAAACGGUAUUUCACCAAUACUUAUUGUAUUUUCUUA
This is a messenger RNA of Zea mays, 7505 nucleotides long. RefSeq lists its product as uncharacterized. The transcript is spliced from 9 exons. The coding region runs from base 6309 to 7103 and encodes 264 amino acids. Lineage: Eukaryota; Viridiplantae; Streptophyta; Magnoliopsida; Poales; Poaceae. The record is from RefSeq and is a predicted model, not a curated record.